Messenger RNA from Setaria italica (foxtail millet), 713 nucleotides. Its product is annotated as acetyltransferase At1g77540. NCBI's taxonomy places the organism in Eukaryota, Viridiplantae, Streptophyta, Magnoliopsida, Poales, Poaceae. The transcript has 2 exons. The coding region runs from base 85 to 450 and encodes 121 amino acids. The record is from RefSeq and is a predicted model, not a curated record.
UUCCCCAAUCAUCUGUGCGGCGGCCGGCACGAGCAACGAGCUGAGUCCGACUCCGAAGAGCAGCAGAGUCACCGGGGCGAUCCGAUGGCGAAGGAGGGCGGCGCGGGCAAGCGGGAGGUGGAGGGCUCUCCGCCGCCGGAGGCGGAGAGCAUCGUGUGGAGAGAAGACAAGGAAAGAUUCGAGACGCCCGACGGCGAGGCCUUCCUCGAGUACCGCCUCCCGUCGCCGGCGGUGAUGGACAUGGUGCACACGUACGUGCCGCGGAGCAAGCGCGGGCAGGGGCUCGCCGCGCGCCUCUGCGACGCCGCCUUCGCCCACGCGCGGGGCCGCGGCAUGCGCGUCGUCCCCACCUGCUCCUACAUCUCCGACACGUAUCUGCCUCGUAAUCCGGCGUUGGAGGAGCUCGUGUACAAGGAUCAGGACCCCCAUCCCAAACCCAGCAGCAUGUAGGUUGUACGAGGAACAUCCACUUCACUCAAUCGAAGGCGCCAGCUGCUACUAAAUAAAGCAAAUACCCAGCUGAUACUGAUAGAACUGUGUGUAGUUCUGUGGCGCCUCUUGCGAGUCCUUGAUGUCAGAUGACACACUCUGGAUAUCUCCUUUGCUAACAAUCAUUUGAUUUCGGGAACAGAGGCUUCAGAUUCAUGUGUAACUUCUGCGACACCCGCUGAACCUGAAGGGGCAAAAAUAAACGUGCAUGCGUUUCCCAUCCA